This is a messenger RNA of Trypanosoma brucei brucei TREU927, 3777 nucleotides long. RefSeq lists its product as hypothetical. The record is from RefSeq and is a predicted model, not a curated record. The transcript has a single exon. Lineage: Eukaryota; Euglenozoa; Kinetoplastea; Trypanosomatida; Trypanosomatidae. The coding region runs from base 1 to 3777 and encodes 1258 amino acids.
AUGUCGCUUGCUUACCUCAAAAGGAUGGUAGCUGAAUGUGAAUGGCAGGGUGGCCUGAAUGACCCUGAUGUGAGUGGUGUCUCUGAACUUACCGCUGAUGCCAGUGAAUAUAGUAAGCGUUCUCCGAAGCGGCUACCAACGCAUCCGAUACCGCUUACUAUUGUUGAUGUUCCCGCUGCUAGUUUAGUUGAUGGUGGGCGCUUUGACCAUCUGUUUGACUUGGGAAGUGAUCGUGCAGAUGCAUCAGAAGUGGCGUCGUUGCGUGAGGGAAUCCAUUACGACCCUUCAAACACAAAAAUAUUUGUGCAGACUCAGCGGAACGCGAAACAGUCGCAACAGAGUUCGGUUUCAUCACAUGCUGGCACAUCAGAUAAGGUCAUGAAAAAAGGCAAAAAGAGUGUGGUUGAGACUGGGGCAAGCGGUGCUGUGGAGGAUGGGUCGACGCCCAGUGAACAAAAGGGUCACACAAGACGGAACAUAUGUGAAAAGGGUAAUAUGUCGCGGACGAACAGUGUUAAUAGGUUCAACAAGGAAAAUAAUAAGGGAAGCAGUGUUAUCACGAAGGAAUCACGCACGUGCUCCCCACCAAACCGUAGGAAAAUCGAUGUAGCUGAACUUCAGCGAUUUGUUCGUAGUGUAACCACUGGUUCGCACGUGAGUCGCGGUGCGUUGUCUCAUUCCGAGGCCUCACGCAUGUCCCCCAUGAAAGUGAAGGAACAACAGUGUGGGCCUGCGCCGAAGUCCAUCUUUAAGCGUUCACUUACACAGGGCAUACGCAGGGUUUCGUCCAGCGGAACAAACCCUGGAGCUUGCCGGAUGGAGGCGCCAACGCGGAGGUUUCAAAAAUACCACUCGACACCAAAUUUAGCGCAUACCUCACCGUUUUCACGGUGCAACAGCAGAAGAGUACCAACUUCACUCCAUGUAGCAGCAACGAAAAAACACACAUCGACGGCAGCACCACUGUCACGCCAGGAAUCGAAAAAGGGUCUCGCCGGAGCGGCAUUGCAACAGCGAAGUCGUGAUACACUCGGCAACGGUCAAGGCGACGUGGCAGUAAAGGCACGUACAGCCUCCGGUAAGCUUAAGUUGUGGAUGGAAGAAAAGCCUAAGCGCGGGCAUACCCCCAUGCCCGAAGGUGUGCCAUCGCUGCAGCCACUUUGCUCUAAAGUUAAUCUUGGCCGGCGGCCUACUCACACAAAAAAGGGCAAGUCGGGUGCGGUGAAAACGGUGUCGGACACAACGGCAACUACACCAACAGCAACGCCAAAAACGACGGUAGCACCCGUUAUUACCACGAUGGCAUCCGCUAUGAGUCGCGUAGUGACUGAAACAGAAGGUACGCCCAUCGCACAGGUGGAACCGCAGACUACCGUGGCAUCUCGUUUCGAGCGAUCGGACCUCAUUUGUGUUAGUUUCAGCGACGACGUUGUUGAAAUAGCACCCAGAGCGGAAGGAGACAGUGUCCCCAAGGUAAGGCCCUUACCAUUAUCUAUGUUAGAAGUGAGCAGGAGGCGGUUGGAAAAGGCCGUCACGUCGCACUCCCCCACAAAACUAAGUUGGGCUGUUGGUAGUCGUCGGCGAAAAGUGGUGGCCAGACACAACGUGUCCCACACGACGAAAUGCAAAAAGAGAAAUGCUGCUCGUGUGACACGCAAGCCCCGCGGUGGCCCACAGUUAGGGAAAGCCUCUAGUAAGAAGCAGCAACCGCAAGGAGAGAAACAAACGGAAGGAAAGGGGGAUUUUACGCACACAACGCCGUCCAAAGUCGCUGCCGCCAGUAUGCAAAAGAAACGACGACUGACUCACAAAAAAGCGUUGCGAAAAUUACCAAAAACACCACCCUGUCGCUUGGGACGUAGUUCAACCGCCAAACAGAAUGAUGUUCAUGAAAAUGAACCAAUAUACCCUGUGAAGAAAGAAUAUGGAGAAGGUUGUAGAAGGAAAAAGAACAAUAGACGACGCAGAACUAUGUCACCGGAUGAGGAGGGACGGGAAAGGGAAAUGUGGGCCGCCUUGUGCAACCCAACGCGUGGUGCAAAAAAUGGUUUAGGCUGGUGGCAAACUACAACGGACAAGGAACCAAUAGCGAUGGCAACAGAUGCGGCAAGCGUAGCCGGUCGCUGUGAAGGAGAGGAGAUUCGGCGGGUGAACACCCCAUAUGGUGACGAGGAGAGUGCAAAAACUGCACAUUACCCUAUGGGGAAAAGGGGGAGCAGUUUCCGUAGGAAGAACAAGUCAUGGGUGCCGGCAACAUUCUCCGGUGGGCAUUUAGUUGAAAUGAAUAGCGGGACAUCUGUUAAUGAGGAUUGGGGUAACUCUACUGACUCCAUGCACGUCCGUGACUUGCAGGUGGGCGUCUCGUCUGCAAUGAAGGGGCCGCGGGAAGUCACCUCAAAAAGAAGUGGAAAGUCCCGUACUGAUAUCGGCGAAACAGGUUAUGGAACAUACGCGGAGAAACGGCAGAGAAGUCGUACUAGCAUUCGUAACGCUUCGUCCUUCCGUUUUACCGUAUCACUUUCUACGCUAACUACGGUGUCCACACAGUCUGCUAAUUCGGCACAGGGGAAAUCCGCCAUCAACUGUGAUGUUCUUCCAUCAGGACAAAUGGCAGGGGGGAAAAGCGAGUUGGAUGUUGAUGAAGAUGCGUUAAGCAGUCGUUCUCCAUCCGCUCGCUCGCCACAGGUGUCCACGGAGUUCUUCACAGCAGUGGCUGGAGCGGUACCCCCUUUAGAACAACAGGGAAAGCAUCAAAUUCGUGGAUUAUUGCGGUCCUUCAGCACGCGGUGCUCGUAUCUGACAUGUGGUGAAGGAAGUCCCUCACCGGAGCCAUCAAAUGAGGUCUCCGUGACGUGGCAAACACAUCUCAAGGAGGUUGAGUUAGGGAAACAGGGGAGGAGUGAGAAAAAAGCUGCGGCCCCUGUGCUGAAUUUCUGCCGAACGCAGGGUAGUGAGAGGGCAAUACGUUGCGACACUAUGGUUGUUUGUGCAGACUCCAUGGGUCCAAAAAUUCUCCCCCGGCCUGUGAAUGCCCCUGCUGUUGACCCACCGGAACGCUCAUGUCCGAAAGAAAGUGAAAAUAACACUGCAGUACGCGCUGCAUCGGGCACUAACGUUACAUGCCAAAUACGGCAAACGGCAUCAGCAACUAAUGGCAAACCAUCGGGAGGCCGAUCGCUGUCAACAACGUCAUUGCUGGCCAAGUCGCGCGGAAGUUCGGAAAGGAAACGCAAGUCGGGUCCAGGUAUUAGUCUCUUCGGUCAGGGAUCAAAGGAGAACAUGUGUCGGGACGCUCGUAUAUCGCGGGCCUUUUAUCUCAAAGCGCCCAACGCGCUACGGAGUGUGCCGUUGGUGAAUGCACGUCCCUUUUCGUAUACGCAAACCAACCCAACGCUGCCUUGCACUGAAACAAAUAUUAAAACACGCAGACGUGCGUGGAGUUUGGAGCGUAUCGCUAGCAGUAAGCCCGGAAGUUUGUCGUACUUUAGUAACAGUAAUGCCAGCACCAAAUCGAGUGGUGGGAAUAACAACAGCGGUAGCAACAAUCCCAAUAGCGGUUAUUGUAGCAUAGCUAGCAGCAGCAAAAGGAGCAGUGUCGGUGCUCGCAGUUGCAUUAAGAAUAACAAUAAUAAUAAUAGUAAUAACAUUAGUGACAGCAGCCGCUGCAGUAAAGGAAAGAAAAAUGAAUAUGCGGGGCACGAUGGUUGCUCUUUUCAGCGGUUGGGCAAUGGCAGUCUGGGGAAGCUCAUGUACGGGCGGGGUGUAAAUAUUGCUUAA